AUGUUUUCCACUGUGUACAUCCGCGCAUCCACGGAAAUACAGUAUAAAAUGCCAGGAAACUUAAAUAAUGCAAAAACACGAGAACUCAUUCAAACUCGACACUGUGUAGAACUAAAGCCACCUAGAGAUGCUCGCAAAUGUGUAAAGAGAAUCUCGCAAGAACUAACAGGAACCCCUCCAACAGGAAUCCCCCAGCAGGAACUUUUAUCAAGAAACUCCAACAGAAUCCCCCAACGGGAACCUUCACCAAAAAGCCCAACAGCAAUCCCCACUAACACCCCCCCCUCCAACAGGAACCCCUCCAACAGGAACCUUCACCAAAAAGCCCAACAGCAAUCCCCACUAACACCCCCCCCUCCAACAGGAACCCCUCCAACAGGAACCUUCACCAAAAAGCCCAACAGAACCCUCCAACAGGAACCUUCACCAAAAAGCCCAACAGCAAUCCCCACUAGCCCCCCCCCCCCAACAGAAACCCCUCCAACAGGAACCUUCACCAAAAAGCCCUAA
This is a messenger RNA of Penaeus indicus, 510 nucleotides long. RefSeq lists its product as uncharacterized. Bases 1 to 510 code for a protein of 169 amino acids. The record is from RefSeq and is a predicted model, not a curated record. Lineage: Eukaryota; Metazoa; Arthropoda; Malacostraca; Decapoda; Penaeidae. The transcript has 6 exons.